Molecule: messenger RNA, 597 nt
Organism: Elephantulus edwardii (Cape elephant shrew)
Lineage: Eukaryota; Metazoa; Chordata; Mammalia; Macroscelidea; Macroscelididae
Gene: PVR
Product: poliovirus receptor
Exons: 4
Coding region: 1-597 (198 amino acids)
Biological process (GO): acrosome assembly; regulation of viral entry into host cell; homophilic cell-cell adhesion
Cellular component (GO): apical junction complex; plasma membrane; extracellular exosome
Molecular function (GO): cell adhesion molecule binding
Source: RefSeq, a predicted model, not a curated record
AUGUGGUUCAAACCCCAGGACCUGGUGGAAGCCCUGGAGGUGAGAGGCCCGCCUCACCCGGAUCCUGUGCCUGCAGCACGCUGUGUCUCUGCAGGGGGCCAUCCUCCUGCCAACAUCUCCUGGUCUUUGCCCCUGAACUGGCAGGUUAACACAAGCCAGGCACCAGGGCCCCUGCCUGGCACAGACACUGUCACCAGUCUCUUGCUCGUGGUUCCUUCCAGCGAGGUAGACCUCAAAAACGUCACCUGUGUAGUGGACCAUGCGGGCUUCCCAGCCCCUCACCUGCUGCCUGUGACUCUCUCUGUGCACUAUGCGCCCGAAGUGUCCAUCUUGGGCUAUGACGACAACUGGUACAUUGGCAGAAGUGAGGUCACCCUGAACUGUGACAUCCGCAGCAACCCGGAGCCCACCGGCUAUGAGUGGAGCACGACCGGGGGCCCCCUGCCUUCCUUUGUUGUGUCCCAAGGCCACCAAAUCUUCAUCCCUGCUGUCAACGAGUCAGUCAACACUACGUUUUUCUGCAAUGCCACUAAUGCCAUCGGGACUGGCCAUGCAGCACUGACCGUCCUGGUCAGAGGUAAGGAGUUCCCUGGGUGA